Molecule: messenger RNA, 981 nt
Organism: Ilyonectria robusta
Lineage: Eukaryota; Fungi; Ascomycota; Sordariomycetes; Hypocreales; Nectriaceae
Exons: 4
Coding region: 1-981 (326 amino acids)
Source: RefSeq, a predicted model, not a curated record
AUGUCGGGUUGCGGCACUCAACAACAGGUCAUUCGGACCCAACGCUGGCGGAGCAUGGCAAGUAAGAGCGCCAGCCACUACUCCUCCAGAGGCCCAGGCGGGCAGUCGGACAGGCGGACAGGCGGAGAAUCAGCCAGAGCGCGCCGGCCAGCAUGCACGUCUGGUCAUGCUCGAGGCCGUGAGAACGAGUGCCACCUAUCUGGAUGUCGAGCACUCGACAACGGACCGACUGGGACGCGGGGGGAUGCGUGUGAUAGGAUACCAGCGUCGUGGUUGGGAGCUUGGGGCCGGGUGAUUGGUGAUGGGAGCAGGUUACAGCAGGUUACGGGGCAGGCGGCGCGAGGCAACCCCACACUUUGUCAAGUUCUCGCAUCAUUGAACAUGGCUGGUGAGAAGGUACUGCAGACAGACGCACGCCGCUCAAAGCCCCGCGACUGUCAGAAUCGGUUCAAUCCAGCUGGGGGAUGCAAGGACCAGGGUGACACGGGGCGUCUUUCCACAGAUGGUGUGCCUUGCCGCGCCGCGCCCUCGAAGGGACCUGGGGAGCACGUUGCCUGCAGGAGUUGGCCGCAUUCCCUCCUGGUGCAACCGAUGGUGGCGAGAUCAGCCAGCCAGACUUGCCCAACGGCAUGGCAGACCCGAAGCGACAAGACAAGCAGUCAUGUGCGAAGGAGGAUGGAAAGAUCGUGGUGGUGGAGGAACACGACGACGAGGGAGGCGCCGAUAAUUCCCACCAAGCAACGAUCGCCUCGUACGCCUCUUGUCCUGGACUUGCUGUACCUCCUCACGAGAGCCCAACAACAUCGACGUGGAUAUGUACCUCCGGCCCGAGGCUGGUCCUGCCCUGAACUAUCGGACUUUCUGGAGCAUCUCCGGCUGCGUUUGGGUUUCUCCUCGUCUGGCCCUGUGGCUGUUGAGCCUAGCCGCAUCUACGAUCGACCUAACCCAGGCUGCGGGUUUACUGACCCAUCAGUCUGGUAG